Corylus avellana is the source of this 1764-nucleotide messenger RNA. Its product is annotated as Protein kinase superfamily protein. Lineage: Eukaryota; Viridiplantae; Streptophyta; Magnoliopsida; Fagales; Betulaceae. Gene Ontology annotation, molecular function: ATP binding; protein kinase activity. Gene Ontology annotation, biological process: protein phosphorylation. The record is from RefSeq and is a predicted model, not a curated record.
UGUCUGUCUUUACUAGAUUCAGCCAGCGUAUAUUUGCUCUCAGCCUUGGAUCUCAGAGUCCAAUUUUGACAGCUCUGUUUUUCCCACUAUAGUUCUUAAAGAAUCUUGGUUUUCACACCCCUUCAAAGUUCGAUUCUAUCUUCUUCUUCCUGUCCUGUAUUUCCAGCCGUAUGAAAGUCUUUUCCCAUCAAUAAUGGACCAAAUUUCUAUUGUCUUUCGCUUUCGAAUCCAAUACCUUUUACCCAGAUCUUGAUUUCUUGUUCUUUACUCUUUCCUCCUGUCCGAGAAUGUACUAAUGCAUUGUCUUUCUCAUCAGCCUCACACCAAAGAAUCAAAAUUUUGUUAGAAUGAUGAAAACCGACAUGCUCAAACUAGUUCUUGGACUAGCUUCUGCAACUCUGCUGGCAAUUCUCAUGCUUUUCAUCUUCUUUUACCGCAAAAGAAGGGUGAGAAAUGGUCGUGAAGAUGUAGAAGAUAUGGACCUGAAAGAUGGAGAUGAGGCAGAGAUGGAGGACUUGAUUACUUUCAGCGGGGGAGAGGACCUGACAAUCUGUGACAUAUUGGAUGCUCCAGGGGAAGUGAUAGGAAAGUCCAACUUUGGCACGCUGUAUAAGGCGUUAAUGCAGCAGAGCAACAAGCUGAGGCUGCUCAGGUUUCUGAGGCCUGUGUGCAGUGCAAGAGGUGAAGAAUUUGGUGAAGUGAUUCGGCUGCUGGGGUGUGUAAGGCAUCCAAACUUGGUGCCUCUUCUGGGAUUCUACGCAGGGCCGAGGGGUGAGAAGCUUCUUAUUCAUCCGUUUUACAGGCACGGCAAUCUGGCAGAAUUCAUUCAAGAUGGUAAUGGGGAGUCUUUCAAAUGGGCAAACAUUUACAGCAUUUCAAUUGGAAUAGCCAAGGGACUGGAACAUCUCCAUACAGGAAUGCACAAGCCCAUAGUCCAUGGAAACAUCAAGUCAAGAAACAUACUUUUGGAUCGCAAUUACCAACCAUGCAUCUCUGAUUUUGGCCUUCAUCUUCUGUUGAAUGCUACUGCUGGCCAAGAAAUGCUUGAAGCUUCAGCAGCUGAGGGAUACAGAGCCCCUGAGCUGAUCAAAAUGAAGGAUGCAAGCGAAGAGAGUGACAUAUACAGCUUUGGGAUAAUCUUGCUGGAACUUCUUUCAGGAAAGGAACCAAUCAAUCAGGACCCAACUCCUGAUGAGGAUUUUUAUUUGCCCAACUUCAUGAGAAAUGCUGUGCUUGGACAUAGGAUUGCAGACAUAUUUCAUCCAGGCAUACUUGUCAGCAACAUGCAUGAUGGCCAUAGAGAGGUUACUGAAGAAAGCAUUCUCAAAUUCUUUCGGCUUGCCAUGUCUUGUUGCUCUCCUUCCCCUUCUCUGAGGCCCAAUAUUAAGCAGGUCAUUUGGAAGCUUGAAGAUAUUGGAAAAUAAGCAAGUUUGGGACUUCUGCAGAAAAUCAAACCAAGAUCAACAUGAUUGAUAUAUCAAUUCUCCAAGAUCAACACGAUUAAUAAUAAUGACAGUGACGACAUUGACGUAUAUAUGAAAAGUAUAAAUAAUACGGCCGAAGCAUAAUGGUUGAAAAUUUUGGCUUUGGAACAUGGAUGACAGGAUUACUGAUGCUUAUGCUGAUGCUGAUGUUUAUGGAGAAACAGAUGCACUUUCUGGCCACCCAUCAAGGAACGUAGGAUUGUUGAUUAACUGAUUAUGUUUGUCAGAUUUCAGAGUUCUUUAUUGCCAAAAAUCAGCAGCUCAAGAUUGUGGAUUCUCU